UCAUGUUUGGCAGUUACAACAAGUUCAACAACAAGGUCUAUGGGUAAGUCUUCCAUCUAGCACGGUGGACCAGUGAACCUAUCUACUAACUUGGCUAGUAGAAUAAGGAAACUAUCCGCUUCCUAGGCUCUGUAGAACAAGGAAACUAUCCACUUCCUAGGCUAGUAGAACAAGAAAACUAUCCACUUCCUACUUCUUAGGUUAGUGUACCAACGAAGCUAGCCACUUUCUAAACUUGUGGACCAACAAACCUAUCCACUUCCUAGGCUAGUGUAACGAGGCCAUCCACUUUCUAAACUAGUGUACCAACGAACGAAAACGUCCAGGGGUGACUACAAAAUUCUCCGAGGGGACAAAAAUAAUAUGGGGAAAGGAAAAUUUAAAAUUAACCCCGAUAUUGAAAUUUUAAGAAUUAAAAUUGAAAAAACAAUUAUAUUCCUAUUAAAAUUCCUUUUUGGACAAUAACUUGUGUUGAUAAUGUCAUUUGCUGACAAACGGUGUUGUGCAUACUGUAGAAACUAAUUUUUUUUACACAUUUGUAAAGCUAAUACUUAUAUUCCUGUGUACUUCCUUCACGUUUUAGUGAAAGACGCCUCCUGAAUUGUUGAUGAUCACAUUUUGAUAUCUCCACACAGGGAUGCGCUGUUGAUUGGCUUCAUGGAUCUUAUCACGAGUGUCAUCGCUGGCUUCGUUGUCUUCUCGACAUUCGGUGGUAUGGCAAAGGCAAUCGGCAAACCAGUCUCUGAUGUGGCUAAAGGUGGUACGUAUACAGGCAGUGUUUCCUACGUCCCGAUGAUGGUUUGUAUAUUUUGGCUAUUUUACAGAAUGAAAACGAAUGACCCACAUGUGGCAAAAUUGGUGGAUUUCGUUUUAAAAUCAGGCUGGGAAUUUUUUACAUUUUACAGUGGAACAUAAUUAUCUCGACCUCGGUUAAUCGCCAACCCUGUUAGUCGACGUUUUUGAAGUGGAAAUGCCAAAUUCUAACUUUGUCUUAGCAUUUUCUUGUUAUGUUGAUUCUUUAUGUCACCGAACCCUGAUAUCUUGAGCACAAAAGGCGGCCAAAUUUGAAACUUAAAGUCAGUUAUCUCGAUCCCCAUGACCAAUCGCCGGCUUUUGAAAAUAUAUAUACAACAGAAACAUGCUUACUUCAAACUAGUAAUUUAAAUGGAAUGACAAUAUCGUUGUCGGUGCAAUUAACUUGACACAGCGAGAAGCGAGGAGCAAGAGGCUUGCAGACAAAAGACUGAGGUGGCGGUACCUUUUCUAUUAAUAGCAAAACCACUUAUCACAGAGUAGGCUUUCUCGUGUUCUUACACAUCGAUUUUUUUUUUAAAAAAUCUGUAUUUGAAUAAACUGAACUGGCAAAUCAGGGACGAGAAAAAAUAAAAGCUUGCGAAUCCGGAGUUUAAAAAUAUUUAGCCUCACGAAUCCAGAAUUCUGUGUUGUCCGGUAAAAUGGCACCCCACGUAUGCCUUGUGUUGUUAGCAAACAUGUUUUUACAUUUUUAUAACAUACCAAUCGCUUCAUCAAACAAAUCGGGGUAAUGCUGUUUUUUAAAAAAAAAAUUCCAAAAACAUGUUCAUGUACACUCAUUUAUAAACGCACAUCAUGUAAAUAAAGAAAUUUCAAGCACAUAUAUAUUGCCACCAUAUUGGUUUUCGGUUAUCUCGAUCAUUGGUUAUCUGAAUGCUUUUUGGCAAACCCCUAGGUCGGUGACAUAAUCGGGUUCGACUGUAAAUGGUGAAACAAUGCAAACCACCCCACCCCACCCCCUCCACCCCCUGUAAAAAGUGCGGUGGCCUCGAGGCACAUGUGUCCUUUAAUAAGUCCUUGUUAAUUAUUUAGUUACCAUUUACUUCUACUGAUUAAGAGAUUUAGUGUGUGGUGGGGUGUCAAUACUAAUUAUUAAUUUAGUAACUUCAACUUUUGUUAUUGGUGGGUAACUGGAAUAUCUUGUUUUGGUACCUUCACCUAUCUAGGCCUCGGGCCCUUAUGCUUGGAGAAACAAACAAAGUCAUCCAAUCAUUUAUGUGGGUAAACUGCAGUUGCAAAAGCCCAUUCUCUCCCCCCCCCCCCUUCCAACCCAUGGCCUAUUUAAAUCUUUUACUGACCAUUACAGUUUAAUGACGUAUAGCAUCCAAUCAAACUUUUCCAGACUUAAAACAGUAUCCAUGUGUAACAUGUAUUUUCUCACCUUGUUACCCACCGCACCAGGUUAAAGUCUGGCGUUUGUCGUGUACCCUGAGGCCUUGUCCAACCUGCC
Molecule: messenger RNA, 2263 nt
Organism: Lymnaea stagnalis (great pond snail)
Lineage: Eukaryota; Metazoa; Mollusca; Gastropoda; Lymnaeidae
Source: the annotation of a GenBank genome assembly